This is a messenger RNA of Microcebus murinus (gray mouse lemur), 1688 nucleotides long. RefSeq names its product sterol-C5-desaturase (gene SC5D). Gene Ontology annotation, biological process: lipid biosynthetic process. The record is from RefSeq and is a predicted model, not a curated record. NCBI's taxonomy places the organism in Eukaryota, Metazoa, Chordata, Mammalia, Primates, Cheirogaleidae. Gene Ontology annotation, molecular function: iron ion binding; oxidoreductase activity.
AAAUGGUGAACUGAUACCUUUUGAAUUAUCCCUAAUCUUUUUUUUUUCCUGGUGAUGUCCUUAAAAGACCAAAUCUAAUGUCAUAUUCAUUAGGAAGGUUUUUAUUGUAAGCUGAGGUAGUUGUGUUGUCUUUUCUGAUUUCAUAGAAUUUGCAUAUACAUUUUUAUUACAGCAUUUGUCAUAUUGAUGUAAUUGUUUCUGUAGUUGCCUUAGCUUUAAAACUGAUUUAGACUGUAUAUUUUUAAUCUUUGUAUGCUCAUUACCUAGUGUAGUGCUUAACACUUAAUAAAUUAUUAUUUGAAUGAAUUAAAAAUGGCAUAUGUGAUGAGAGAUAUAUGUUACUCUCUGGCAUCGAUGUUAAUUAAAUUUUUCUUUCCCCAACAGUGAGAAAAUAUUCAUAAUUCAUAUCAUAGGCAAAGGGCUAAACUCCCUACUAAGUAAGGAGAUCCUAGAAUUUGACUUUUACGAAGAGACUAAAAACCUAGUGAGAAAAUGGGCAAAGAAUAAAAACAGAUAAACACAGACAAAAUAUAAAUUAUUCUAAACAUAUGAAUGAUGCUCAACUUCAUUCACAAUGAGUUCAGCACUCAAACUCAUUUGGUGACAAAUCCUGACUCGAGCUGACUGAGGCACCCACCGUGUCUUGGUGCACCUACCAGGGGCUAAGAUGGAUCUUGUACUCAGUGCUGCAGAUUAUUAUUUUUUUACACCAUACAUAUAUCCAGCCACAUGGCCAGAGGAUGAUAUCUUCCGACAAACCAUUAGUCUCCUGAUUGUAACAAAUAUUGGUGCUUAUAUCCUUUAUUUCUUCUGUGCAACAGUGAGCUAUUAUUUUGUCUAUGAUCAUUCAUUAAUGAAACAUCCACAAUUUUUAAAGAAUCAAGUCUCUCGAGAGAUUAAGUUUACUGUCCAGGCGUUGCCAUGGAUGAGUAUUCCUACCGUUGCAUUGUUCCUGCUAGAGUUGAGAGGUUACAGCAAAUUGUAUGACGACAUAGGAGAGUAUCCAAGUGGCUGGUUUCAACUCAUGUUUAGUGUAGUAUCGUUCCUCUUUUUCACUGACAUGCUGAUCUACUGGAUUCACAGAGGCCUUCAUCAUAGACUUGUAUAUAAGCGCAUACAUAAACCUCAUCAUGUUUGGAAGAUUCCUUCUCCAUUUGCAAGUCAUGCUUUUCACCCUGUGGAUGGCUUCCUUCAGAGUCUACCUUACCAUAUAUACCCUUUUAUUUUUCCAUUACAUAAGGUAGUUUAUUUAGGUUUGUACGUCUUGGUUAAUAUCUGGACAAUUUCCAUUCAUGAUGGUGAUUUUCGUGUCCCCGAAAUCUUAAAGCCACUUAUUAAUGGCUCAGCUCAUCACACAGACCACCACAUGUUCUUUGACUACAACUAUGGACAGUAUUUCACAUUAUGGGAUAGAAUUGGAGGCUCGUUCAAAAAUCCCUCCUCCUUUGAGGGGAAGGGACCACUUAGUUACGUGAAAAAGAUGACAGAAGAAAAGUGCAACAGCCAUGCAAAAAAUGGUUGUAAAAAUGAAAAAUUAUUCAAUGGAGAGCUUACAAAGACUGAGUAGAUUGCCCAAUUAUUCUUAAUAUAUUUUUAAUAAGGAAAAAUACUCUGUGUACAGCCAAGAUACAUAGCAUUGGUAUCAUUUGAAAAUCAGCGUUGUGAGUUCUGCUGAGGAAUGAUCAUAA